Molecule: messenger RNA, 1178 nt
Organism: Hibiscus syriacus
Lineage: Eukaryota; Viridiplantae; Streptophyta; Magnoliopsida; Malvales; Malvaceae
Product: protein EXORDIUM-like 7
Exons: 1
Coding region: 70-1065 (331 amino acids)
Source: RefSeq, a predicted model, not a curated record
ACAUGAUCCUUUUUUUUUGUAUAAGAACCAAACCUCAGUUCUUUCAACUGUCACAAGAAGAAGGAAAAAAUGAAGUUUUUGUCUUGUUAUGGUCUCUUGCUAUUGCUGUUAUUGCUUUGUUUCCAUGAAGGUCUUUCAUGGAGCACACAGUUUAACCAAGCUGAGAACUAUGAGGGUUCUUCAGACCUCGUUAGCCUACAAUACCACAUGGGACCAGUCCUUGCAUCAGCUGUGAAUUUGUACAUCAUCUGGUAUGGUCAAUGGAGUCCUACUCACCAAGGGACUAUAAGGGACUUCAUUGAUUCCUUAUCUUCUUCUUCUUCAGUUCCUUAUCCUUCUGUUGCUGACUGGUGGCAAACUGUGAGGCUCUACACUGACCAGACAGGAUCAAACAUCACAGGUUCUAUUUCCCUUUCAGGUGAGUUUUAUGAUACCGGAUAUUCUCAUGGAAUAUUUCUGAGUCGUUUAUCGAUGCAAUCCGUCAUCAAAACUGCGGUCACUUCACGUUCGAGGCCGUUGCCUCUCGAUCCUCACAAAGGCCUCUAUUUGGUGCUGACUUCCGAUGAUGUUCGGGUCGAGGAUUUCUGCAGGGCAGUAUGUGGUUUUCAUUACUUUACUUUCCCUAUGGUUGUUGGUGUAACGGUUCCUUAUGCCUGGGUUGGUUAUAGUGGGAGUCAAUGUCCGGGCAUGUGUGCUUAUCCAUUUGCUUGGCCUAAGUACUCAGGGAAGCCGCCACCUAGUAAUGACAUAAUGCGUUCGCCGAACGGGGAUGCAGGGGUGGACGGAAUGAUCAGUGUUAUCGCUCAUGAGCUAGCGGAAGUGUCGAGUAAUCCGCUGGUUAAUGCAUGGUAUGCCGGAGAUGAUCCGACUGCACCAACUGAAAUCGCGGACUUGUGUCUAGGUUUGUAUGGCUCUGGUGGUGGAGGUGGAUAUGUGGGUAAAGUUUACAAGGACGCCUGGGGAAAUGGCUAUAAUGUGAAUGGAGUUGGAGGAAGAAGAUUUUUGGUUCAAUGGGUUUGGAAUCCUGUGAAAGGAAGAUGCUUUGGGCCCAAUGCCAUGGAUUAGAAACUUGCCUCGUUGUUAAGUACUGUAUAUUUUGGAAAUUUAUGAUCCUUUUGCUUGUUUAAAACUCGUAAGGAUCAUAUAAAGAUGUAUGAAAAUUAGUAUCGGUUUUACUA